Molecule: messenger RNA, 5602 nt
Organism: Drosophila bipectinata
Lineage: Eukaryota; Metazoa; Arthropoda; Insecta; Diptera; Drosophilidae
Gene: mute
Product: muscle wasted
Biological process (GO): regulation of DNA-templated transcription
Cellular component (GO): nucleus
Molecular function (GO): transcription coregulator activity
Source: RefSeq, a predicted model, not a curated record
UGCAGGCAUUGUUUGUGUUUUGUUUUGCAAUGGUUUCGAGAUUUGCGGGAAAUUCCUUGAAUAAAUGACGGUCCAGAAUGCCAAACAGCUCCAAAAAGUCAGAGCCCUCUCGGAGCAACAGUUCCACGCCGAGGAGGGCGCGAAAACGCCGCCGCCUGGAACGACAGAGCCUUGACUCGCAAGUGGAUGAGGAUGUUAAAGAUUUGGACCGGCGGCUAAGAAAGGUGGCCCGGGAGAACUGCAUCAGCAGCGAGGACAUGCACAAGGUAGUACGAAGUGUGGUCCGCAAUGACCAUGUCUUGGCACUGGUUACCUUAAAGGCAGAGGAUGAGCUGGCGCGGCAGAAAUCCUUGGAGUCACCGGAACAGCAAAAACGUGGUGCCAUCAUCAUUACGGAUACCCCAUCGGUAGCUAAGCUCACUCGUGCCAAGGCAAGGGAGCUGAACUGCACUCCCGGUAUUUCACUGCCUCAACUGAAUGAUACUCCUGCGGAUAACAAUGGAAUUGAAGCACUGAUCCGGGAAGAGUUGCAAUCAGACGAGGAGGAUGAGGAGUACACGUUCAAGGAAGAUGAUUUCCAUUCCGAUGAUGAUCCAAGUACAGCAGCUUCGGAUUUCGACUCAAAUCCUUGUACACCCCAAACUCCACUCACUGCAGCUGAAGAGUCUCCGGUUAAGUUGUCGGAAGAUGGUUGCUUUAAGGUUCCCUUCGAUAAGAAUCUGGCUAACAAGGACGAUUUACGGAUAGCAACCAGAACACGCUCGAAACUCUGCCUGCAACAGACCACCAUCGAGGAUUUGCAGUCUGAGUUCGUACCGCCCGAUUUAGAGCCCAGCGAUGUGAUUGAGCCGGAGAUAACCGCCACUGAUGCCGACUGGAUGCAGUUUCUGAAUGAUUUCACAAAGCCUAUGAACAAUAGCUUCCUUUGCGAUGACGAUGAUCCCAUCAAUGAUCCCGAGUAUGUGGCGGCUGAUAAUAUGGACGCCGAGUACGAUAAUGCCGAGGAACUUCGCGAUGCCAAUAUAUCCAAGAAGGAGCUUACUGACUUAGUUUCAGAACUGUUUGCUGGUUUGCUGCAGGAGGGAGUAUCCCUUGAAUCGGUCGAGCUGGAAACUCCCCAGAAGUUUAUCGAAAGCGCUAAUGUUACGGCAGAUCCCAUCGAACAAGUGACCCGCCAGAUUGACUUUGAUACCCAGAUGGUACAAAAUGAUCAGGAAAUAGAUGUAUUUCAAUCCAGUAUGGUUUCAGGUCAAUGUGAGGCAAAUACUACCUUUAUGCCCGUUCCACUGGUCGUAGUGCAAGAGGGAGCCCUGGAAAAGAGUCCGGGAGGAACGCCCUGUAAGAUGGUGAAUAUCCCAACAGAUGUUCUGAGCCAACCUCCAGAACUGAUUGCGGUUCCAGUCCCAGGGCAACCGAAUUGCUUCCAGUUGGCCAAAGUGAUUCCCAAUGAGCCCGAAGUGUACAAUCCACCACUGGUGAACGAUUACGCCUGCCCCGAACCAGUGGAUAACGAGCCAAUUCCCAAUGAAACCAAAGUUACUAAUGAUCGUUACACCAAACCCUAUGAUACCAACUUUACCUGGGAGUACAUUUCCGUUAAAAAGCAUGUUUACUCUGAGUAUGAUACCAAAUUUGAAAAUCUCCGUAAUGAGGAGCCAUCCAACUAUAAUAGCCUCGCAAGAUUUAAGGGAUUCACCAAACCCCAGUACGAUAUGAUGCAACAGCAGCUACGCAUUCACACCCAGAUGCUAGCCCAGAGUUAUCUGCAGACAUACUCCCAUCCAACACUGUAUCCAUUAGCCAAUAAGCCCAGGGAAAUGCUGGAGGACCUCCACCAAAGAGCAAGCCGAAAUGCGACUUUCAAUUGCUGGAAUCUGCAAGGUGCGGUUGAUUUGGCAAGGAAAUGGGAGCACGAUCUGUGUAGUGACGAGUACGAAGAGGAAAACAAGAAGAUGAUGGAGUUUAUAAACAAGGAAACCGAUUUAACGGACGGCCAUACACGACAAGUUCCGCGAUUGGCUCCUCGCAUAAUGGAUCUCAUGCUGGAUAGCAAGGUCUUCAUGUAUCCCCAGUAUUUGCCACGCAUGGCGUUCCAACCAAAACUGAAUCCCAUUCCUGUAUAUGCACCUUCGGAAUAUCAGCUUAUAGCCAUAGGUCUGGAAAAGCACAUGCCGGCUAUUAGAAAUUCUUCAAAACCGCUACGGAAACGAGCAGAUCCUCUUCGGCUGGCCUGUAGACGAAUGGCCAAGGAUACAAUUCACGGAAAAUCACCCCGGAGAAUUUUUAUGAAGAUAUCGGAGCUCCGCGAGUCGAAGCAGUAUAAUCCUAUUAAGUAUUAUUUUGAUCGAGAUCGUGCCCCGCCCAUCAGCCAAAUCCUUUUUGGCUUCUAUAACGGAAUAGUGAAGAUACCCAGGGAUCGCUUUCCGGAGCUGCCCAGUGGCUGGCAAUACUUCAUUGAGAAUUCUUGGGAUACAAUCAAUACUCGACGACCUUCAAAAGCAGUCAAAGCUUCAUCCGACGCCGGUAUCUCGUAUUUGGAGUUUGUGCGUGAGGCUGUGGGCGAGGAUUUGUUUCUGCCCGAUAGCUUUGGUCAGGCUGCUGUUCCAGAUGGCAGCGCCGCUGGUUCGGAACCCAUUAAGGAUCGCAAGCCGAAGAAGAAACCAUCGAAAAGGAUACCUCGCCCAGCGAAGGAGAAUGCUCUGCUGACAAUUAAUGUAAACUAUGUCUUUGGCGGUGAAUCCAGUCCAGGAAAUUGUUUAGCAGCAUCUGGGGUUUCAGUGCCUUUACUACCCGACGGGAGCUACACAGACAUUGUGCGGAAUAUCAAUCGAACCUUGAAUACCACUGAACAGUGCAACGAUAUCUUGGCGUUGCCGCCAAUUCCUCCUCCAUUAGCCGACGACGCGCCUUGUGCAAUAAAUUAUAGAUUGGACGAGCUCACAAAUACGCUGCAAAUAAGCGAAUGCGAAGCCACCACCGAAGCCGGUACACAGCAGGACCUGUGCCCUGUUCGGGAGCUAAGCCGAUCUUUUUCAGGCAAGAGUUGUAAACGGCCUCGUUACCAAAUCUUUAAGCCAAAGGUAAACCCAACGAUAAAAUGCAAAAACGGAUCAACACCAUCGCGCGGUCGCUACCACAAAUUAUUUGGGCGUUUGCGCCAUAACCUGCGAAAUCGGUGUCAGUCAUUAAUCACGUCCUACGGGUCCUACCUGAGUAAGCGAAGAGAGCUCUAUAUAAAGUGCGAAGUGAUACAGCUCGUACACAGACAAUUUCUGGCCCUCGACCUCUACACCGAACUGCUAACAGAUUUGAAGAUGUUCUGCAGCACCAAUGCCAACGUUACCACUGCCGCUGCUGCAGCUCCCGCCACCACUACCACGAAAACAGCCACGCAGCCAAAGAGAACGAAGGCUGAUGAUGAGGCGGCACGUGUUAGAAAGGCCAUUAGGGAGGAGGAGAUGCUGCGCCAAAUGCUGAGACCAGACACACCCGAAGAGCGAAAUCGAAAAGAUGCCAUAUUUGCUUUGAAUUUCUACGACAAAGUGGAGGAGACUCUGCUGAAGGCUGAUCGUGUGGAAGAUUGCAGGAAGUUCAACAGUUUGUUGAAAACCUUCGAUCCACACAAGGAUAAAGUCUCGGAACUAUAUUUGAAAGUGGAAAAAAUUCUCAUGCCCGACCACCCAGAACUAGCGGAGAUGUUUCUUAAUUUUUUGGUACCUGCCGAGGCUGCUGAAAUUGGCAAAUUCUUUGAGCACUUCAUGAUAACCAAUGCCACAAACUUCAUUAACAAAUUGAACGUCUACUUCAGCAAGCAGCCAGCGCAGAUCAGAAAGAUAUAUGCAUGCCUAAGCGAAUUGGCCGAGUUGCCCAAUGUGAGCAUGAAAAAGGUUGAGAACAAGAUAAUGCCCUUGCUCAAGGGCAAUAAGUUUCUGUGCGACUGGUUUGUGCAACAAUUUCCGCAGGGAAAACCUCCGAAACGAAUAUUAUCUCCAGUGGAGACUAUAAAUCUUCUUGAGGUGCAAAACAACACUACCGGCGAAUACACAGAGACGAUUCAAGAAUUCUUGGAUGUUCCAGCGCCUAGUAAACCCAGCUGCCACUUACGGUACAUAAAUGGUCGAAUUUUCUAUGGUUCCAAGAUGCUUCUGCCCGCCAAGUUGUCCUUUAUGGCUGCCAGUAUUUAUAAUGAGCAAUCAGGCGACGUUCCACUGGCUUCCGCGGAACCUUUAACCUGUGCGCAUGCAAUUCGAACACAGGGCGAGAAACUAAUCAGUCUGGCAUCCAAUGUGGACAGCGAUGAUGCCACCGAUCGCAGUGAGGAGGACGAUGCCAGCCGUGCUUUGGUCAUAGAUACAACAGGGGACGAACAAAACAGCUGCUCCUCCAUUGAGAUGUGCGAUGAUGUAGGCUUCCGGGCCCAUGCAAUUCGCUUGAAUGCUGGCUUAUACUCCAACUCCAGUUUUAGUAAUGCUGCCACUAGUACUCCAAAUGUAGGGAGCUCUCACGCUCAUCAUCACCCGCAUGCUAAGAAAACAGCCAUCAACUUUGGAGAAGUGUCUCCGCGGAAGCAAUCGGCUUUUAAUAACUCCGGCUUAAGUCCCUUGGCAGCCAACACGUCACCUCAUGUGGAUAAACGAAAAUCCCCCAGUAAAAAGGUGCGAUCACCUCAGAAUCAAAACCAAGGCAGGCAGCGGGGCUCUAACCACCCAAUGGUAGUGAUUCACGAAUCUCAACCGUCGUCUUCGCCGGCUAUCGAAUGUGCCAAACGCUUACGCACUCUGAUAGACCAGGAAAGUGUCCGGGAUGCGACGGAUACCAAGGCGGGAAUUCGAAUCAUUGCACAGGCCAAACAGAAAACCCCAACGCCACCCUCGAUUGCCAAAGUAGAGGUGGAAAGCCGGGAGGGAAGUAGAGAAAGUAUUUCAUUACUGACACCGAUUAAAAUGGAUCUGGAUCAAUCUGAGGAUGAAAUGGAGCCAUUGCACAUGAGCGCCGGAGGAACACCGCAGCAUGUGAUAACCACACAAUUUGAUAGUGAUGAAGAUUGCAAGCUAGACGUGGUUGCAUCACUGGCCAGUGGCAGUAGUUCAGAAGUUCGUGGCCCGGUAGCUCUAGAACCCGCAACGCCCAGUACAUCGUCAAAAUCCCAGAGUAGCAGUUUUGUUUCAGCUCCCUGGACUCGGGAGGAAGACAAAGUGAUUCUAAUCGAAAUGAAAUUGGGUGCGAAGGAUCGGGAGAAACUUAUUAAACGGAUGAGCGCCAAGCUCAAAAAUCGUACUAUAGAAGAGUUGCGUGGAAGGCAUCAGUUCCUUAUGGAUUUCUUGUCCAAGCUUCAGGGGAAGUAGAUGACUAUGCCUGUUUCAUAAACUGUAGAAACCUAUUUAAUUUAAGCCUGAAUAGAAUAUUAUAAAGUAUUUCUUGGAGCGUAUGAAUGAAUGCUGAAAUUUAGAAUGCAGAAGUGUAUUUGAUAAUCGAUCAAUAUAAUGUAUAGAAUUUUAUUUUAAGAUUAAAAGUAAUAGUUAAAGUUAAGCAAAACGUCAACUAUUUUUCAAAAACUGUACAUACGCAUAAAAAGUAAACAUUGAAAAGUUGUUUUGUCAAA